Messenger RNA from Peromyscus maniculatus bairdii (prairie deer mouse), 2765 nucleotides. RefSeq names its product transmembrane channel like 8 (gene Tmc8). Lineage: Eukaryota; Metazoa; Chordata; Mammalia; Rodentia; Cricetidae. Gene Ontology annotation, cellular component: plasma membrane. The record is from RefSeq and is a predicted model, not a curated record. Gene Ontology annotation, molecular function: mechanosensitive monoatomic ion channel activity.
AGGAAGGCGGGAGUGGGUGGAGGGGAGGAGACGCUGCUUCCCUGCCAAAGGGGGGUUCCUGUCACGUGACCCCACCCCACUCCCUCACUGCCCUGUCUGGUGGGUCCGGAGCUGAUCCCCCGAGGGAGCUUCUUGGGGAGCUCGGUCCCUUGCCGCUUUGUGAGCUGCCUGCUGUGCGGAGAGGACGGUGAGGGGAAAGAAUUGAGGCCCAGGGCCAAGGCGAAGCUCAUCACCCGGCGCCCGCCGUUCCUCCUGAAAGCCAGGCUGGUGCUUGUGUGUCCCGCGCGCCCCCUGGCAUGUUUCGCCAGUGGUCGGUGCAGUCGGGACCGGCCCCCCGACGGCCUGACUCCCAGGCGGCCGCGGAGGAGCUGUGGGAGGAAGAAGUGGAGCGGCUGUGCGCCUCCCGGGCGCCGGUACGGAUGCUGCCCUACGCCAUGGCAGACAAGCGCUUCAUCCGGAAUCUGCGGGAGCCCGAGGGGGUGAAGACCUCCUGCUGGCAGCGGUGGCGUCGCCGAGGGCAGGUGGCCCGACAGCAUCUGAGGGAGGCAGCGCAGAGGCUGGCCCACGGCUUCGGGCUCUGGGAGGAAGCGCUCUACGAGAUUGGGGGCCUCUUCGGGACGGGCAUCCAGUCCUACUUCACGUUCCUCCGCUUCCUGCUGCUGCUCAACCUGCUGACGUUACUGAUGACCGGAAGCUUUGUCCUGCUGCCGCUGGUCUGGCUCCACCACCCUGAGCCAGGCCCUGCCCUGAAACUGACAGGCCUCCAGUGCCCCGGCAGCCACCAGCCCCAGAGUGGCAUUCCAAGGUUCCACAACCCACUUUGGAAUAUUCUAACUGGCAGGGCCUUCAACAACACCUAUCUCUUCUACGGUGCCUACCGGGCAGGGCCGGAGCACAGCUCAGGGUACAGCAUCCGCCUGGCCUACCUCCUCAGCCCAAUGGCUUGCCUGCUCCUCUGCUUCUGCGGGACAUUGCAGCGGAUGGUAGAGGGGCUCCCACGGCAGCCACUCCUGGGCCAGGGCUACAGGGCGCCCCUCAGCGCCAAAGUCUUCUCGUCCUGGGACUUCUGCAUCCGGGUGUGGGAAGCCGCCACCAUCAAGAAGCAUGAAAUCAGCAAUGAACUGAAGGUGGAGCUGGAAGAGGGCCGCCGCCUGGAGCUGGCUCAGCAGCAGACCCGGGCCCAAAAGGCCUGCCGCCUGCUUACCUACCUGCGGACCAAUGUCCUCAUCGGACUCCUAGUGGCCGGAGCCAUCAGCGCCAUCUUCUGGGCCACCAAGUACUCACAGGACAACAAGGAGGAGUCCCUUUUUCUGGUGCUGCAAUACCUGCCCCCUGGAGUCAUUGCCCUGGUCAACUUCCUGGGUCCCCAACUGUUCACAGUCCUGAUCCAGCUGGAGAACUACCCUCCCAGCACCGAGGUCAACCUCACCCUGAUCUGGUGCGUGGUGCUGAAGCUGGCCAGCCUGGGGAUGUUCUCCUUCUCGCUGGGUCAGACCGUGCUGUGCGUAGGCAGAAACAAGACCAGCUGCGAGGCUUAUGGCUACAACGCCUGCGAAUACCAGUGCUGGGAGAACUCGGUGGGUGAAGAGUUAUAUAAACUAAUCAUCUUCAACUUCCUGCUCACCGUGGCCUUCGCCUUCCUGGUCAGCCUGCCUCGGAGGCUGUUAGUGGAGCGCUUCUCAGGCCAGUUCUGGACUUGGCUGGACCGGGAGGAGUUCCUGGUGCCAAAGAACGUGCUGGACAUCGUGGCCGCGCAGACUGUCACCUGGAUGGGUCUCUUCUACUGUCCGCUGCUGCCCCUCCUCAACAGUGCCUUUCUCUUCCUCACCUUCUACAUCAAGAAGUACACCCUCCUGAGGAACUCCAAGGCGUCCCCAAGGCUGUUCCGAGCCUCCAGCUCCACCUUCUUCUUCCAACUGGUGUUGCUCCUGGGCUUGCUCUUGGCUGCAGUACCUCUGGCCUACGUGAUCACCAGCACCCGCUCCUCCUGGGACUGCGGCCUCUUUGCCAACUAUUCAGCCCCCUGGCAGGUGGUACCAGAGCUGGUGACCCUCCAGCUGCCACUUGCUGGCCAGCGUACCCUCCAUUACCUCAGCUCUCACGCCUUCAGCUUCCCGCUGCUCAUUCUGCUCAGCCUCGUCCUGACCGUGUGCGUCUCCCAGUCCCGGGCGAACGCCAGAGCCAUCCAAGGGCUGCGGAAGCAGCUGGUGUGGCUGGUCCAGGAGAAGUGGCAUCUGGUGGACGACCUGUCGCGGCUGCUGCUUGAGCUGAGCCCGGAGCCCGAGACCCCUCGCUCUCGAGCUUCGCGUCCGCGGUCCUUCUGCCCUGGAUUCCCGUGCCCAGGCUCACCCGGCCCCAGGACACCCCUGAAAGGACCCUCCACCAGGCUGAGCUCCUCGAGCUCCGGUGCCUCGGUUCCCGUCUCCAAAUUUCACUUCCCCAGCCGCACAGAGCUGUAGCACCGACCCGCCCCCUCCCCACACACCCACACCACCCCCACCCCCACCCCCCGGCUUUGCCGCAGCUUCCUCCGGUCCUCCCCUCCCGGCCCUUCCACCUCCUUACCCUGUGAUCACUGGUCCCAGGAACCACUGCUUACAGCUGGCUCCAGGGCCUUAUCCUCAGGUCAGCAGGAAGAACAUGAGAAUUUCUACCUCUAUUUUAUUUUAUCUAAUCCCUUCAUAGGUUUUAUUGAGUGUUCUGUAGUGUGCAUAAUGGUAUGUAUAUUAAUUCAUGGAUAUAUUAUAAAUAUGCAUUUUUUGGAA